AUGGCGUCGCUCUCUCCGCAAGGCCCAUACUCGUCCUCUCAGCCGCAGGACGCGGGCAACGCCUAUAAGUACGCAGAUCCCACCGCGUACGAAAUUCCCUCGGGUUACCCAACAAACCAAUUCGAAGUCCCUCUGUCCAUCGCGCGUCCAGAACCAGAACCUCAACCCCGAGAACCCUCGAAGCCACAGCCCUCAGGUUCGUCAGAACCCAAAGUCCGUCUCAGAAAGGCCUGUGACAGCUGUAGUGUGCGCAAGGUCAAGUGUGACGAGACUGGUCCUCCUUGCAAAUCAUGCGCCGCCCUCGACAUACCCUGCACCUUCGACCGUCCGAGUCGGCGGCGUGGCCCGCCCAACAAACAUGCCGAAGCCAUCAAGAGGCAGAAACUUGAAGGUGGUAACUAUGACGGCUCACGAAGCUCCCCGACUCAUGAUGCCGCAUACAGCCUGGCUGCCCUCGCCGCGCCGACGCCGCUGUCCGCCGAGUCAAUAUGUGACCUGCCGGCCUUGAGGGUUCUCCUCGACGAUUACUUUACGUAUAUCCAUCCGUUAAUACCGCUUCCACACGAACCUACAUUCCGAAGGUUGUUUGAGGCGAGGGAGGAUAGGACAAAUCACAACUUCCUCGCGCUCAUUGCCGCCAUGGUCGAAUGUCUCGUGGCUAGUUUUCCGAGACGACCAAGACAACUUUUUAUCACGGAACCAGGAAAGUCACAGUUUCCAAAUGCGGGGAGUCUGAUCGACCGAUGCCAUCAAGUCUUCGUCGAGGCUCGCGGCCUAGGGUACAUGGACCGGCCGAUGAACCUGUACGACGCUAUUUCGAGUUAUCUGACAGGACUGGCCGCCGGAUACACCCUUGAUAUCCCACGUAUGCGACUCUAUCUGGGCGAAUGCACCAUUAUCAUGCGGGAGUUGCAAUUUCACCGGCCAGAGAUCCACCGGCCUGCUGUGACUCCAGCAGCAGCGUAUGGUCCUGCCGAUAUGCCUCGACCCCCGAUGGUCGACUUCAUCUAUCAGGAAUCCGGUCGGAGGCUUUUCUGGUUGCUGUUCGUGGGAGCCAUGUCGGCCCGACAACUUGACGAAGCUGAAGGAGACUUGUUGAUGCCUCCAGUGUCCCACGCGGAAAUGCUCCCACCACUGCCGGUCGAGGUAGAUGAUGAGUACAUUACUGAAACGCAGAUUUUCCCUCAACCUCGGGGAGUGGUUUCUGAAAUGGUCGGGUUCAACCUCAAUGUCAAAGUCUUCCGAGCCUUUCAUUUUCUGGCUGCCCUGGAAAUGGCGUUUGGGGCAAACAACGUCUAUGACUGGGAUCGUCAACGACAAAUUAUCCGACGUGCUCUCCAACACGUCAAGGAUGCUACCCGGGACGCUCCCAAGGAAUUGCAGCUCAAUCCGGCCAAUGGAUUCGGCGAGUGGCCACCUACCCAAGCCGAUAUAUCGGCAUAUUCCCACCUCUUCAAUGAUCGCGAGGGAAGUGAGGGCGAUGCACACGCGACCCCAGGUAGCGUACGCACGUCAUUUUCUAUGCCAUCCAAGAGAGCAAUCCAGUUUGAGAUCCAGAAGGCAAAUAUAUACGCCACGCAACUUUCGUCGAGGUCUUACCUGGUCGAGAGAUUUUGGAAUCUCUACGAAAUCGUGGAUCGCGACAAAUUGACUUUCCCUUCGGAUAAGUCAGUCACAAGCUCAUCCCCCACGGCAGGCAUUGUGACGACGGGUAUGGAACACAGCUAUCGACAGAUCGUAGGUCGUACACCCAGCGACAGCAUGAUGGAUGCCGGAGAACAAAUGAUGGCUGUUGAGCGAGAAGACAUUGUGAGAGAUAUGGCCCUACUUCUGAAGAGCAUCAACCAGGUGAACAUGGAGCCCAAUGGAAUGAGCUUCUGCAACAAGAUCCGUACCGUCGCGUCGACCUUGCUGGAGACCAAACGCGCCCGAAUGAGCGUUAUGCCCACGCUCGACUCCGAGAGUGUCAACGCCUAUCUUCACGUCUUCCUCGAUAUCCUCUCCAAGUUGGAACGCCUGGGUCCCGGUCGAUUCCGCGGAGUCGCUGACAGCAAUACCGGCGGCAUGCUACGGACGCCGGAGGACAUCGAAGAGGAAGAGCUGGUCCACUGGGCCAGUCUAAAGGAACACCAGGAGAGGUUUGUUCGGACAAGCGGAUUUUGGUGA
This is a messenger RNA of Fonsecaea erecta, 2166 nucleotides long. RefSeq lists its product as hypothetical. Gene Ontology annotation, cellular component: nucleus. Gene Ontology annotation, molecular function: DNA-binding transcription factor activity, RNA polymerase II-specific; zinc ion binding. The record is from RefSeq and is a predicted model, not a curated record. Bases 1 to 2166 code for a protein of 721 amino acids. The transcript has 3 exons. Lineage: Eukaryota; Fungi; Ascomycota; Eurotiomycetes; Chaetothyriales; Herpotrichiellaceae. Gene Ontology annotation, biological process: regulation of DNA-templated transcription.